ACCACACAAUGCAACGUUUACGUACCACUUUUACGCGUUCGCGUACACCAACCGGAGCCGAGAUGAAAACCCAAAAUAGUCUCGAAGUACCCAAACAGGUACGUUCCGCCUCCUUUGACGAAAUGCAAUUGGAGUCUCAACGGCUCUCAACGCAUUUCCUCAAACAACAAUCAUCGUCCGAUGAGAAAUCCUCCGAGGGGGGUUUCCUGCAAGUGCCGCAGGCAAUGCAUGCCCAACGUUCGCAUUCUUUCGAUUCAGCAGCCGCUUCGGCGGGCAGUGAUGAUUCGGGGACUUUUCUCGAAGUACCGCGUCGAGGUAAAAAUCGCCGCAGUUCUUCGACUAAAACACCACCGCCCUGUAUACAUUGCCUGUAUUUGGAGGAGUAUGAGAAACACAUGAGGGCAGAGCAGCGUUACCUCUUGGAUCAUCAUGAGAUGAAAAAUAUGAGCUACAGCAUAACCAGCUCCGAGCUGAGUGACGAUGAUUAUGAUGAUGAUGACGAUGAUGAUGUGGACAAUGUUAGCGAGCUGGUCGAAGAGGACGAAGAAGAGGCUGGCCAGGAGGACGAGGAUGAAGAGGGAGAGGCCACCGAUGAGGAUGUUAAUGCCUGCCCCGAGGCUUUGGAUGUGUACGAUGAUGCGGCCCUGGAAAUGGAUAUACGUCUGGGUGGUAUGUCGAGUAGCAUAGAUGAGACACGAGCUCGUUUGCCGCGGCAAAUGAGACGUCAUACGAUUGGCAGUUCAGUGACCACAUCCGAGGAUGAGGGUCUCGAAGAAUCCGAGCAUGAGUCACCACAUUUCGGUAAUACAUUAAUGCCCCCGCCACCAACUACACCCUGCGGCAUCACCUUCACUCUGUCCCCCACUAAUGGAGAUUACCUGCCUUUUCCCACCUACUCAUUUCCCAUUGAUCCCGGCUCACCGCCUGCUUCGCCAUCAUUUGCUUUGUCGGUAUGCGAUAGUCCGGUGAUGGAACUGCCGCCGCCUCCUCCCAUAUCACCCCUAGAAUUACUGCCACAAGCGCCAUCAUUCGAUGUAACUUUGCCACCACCACCAGCCUUUAGUACGGAUGACUGUUCACCUGCCAUUACUAUCGCCACUAACGAUGACACCACAACGACCAUGACGACGCCGACACCGACGCCGACGCUAGGGCAUGAUGACACUACAUCCAUGGCACCACCACCAUUAUCACCCUCGAGCCAAAGACCACGCAGACGUUCCAUAUCCCGCCAGGAAGCUAUAUUUGUUGAACCCACAGGUAACUCGCUGGAGAAUGUCUCACAGGAGGAACAGCUCAAGUCCUCAGCGGAUGCGGUCAACUCUUCCGUCGAUGAGAUCUCCACCAUGGCCACUUGUGGCUCACCCGCUCCUGCCCUGUUGGCUGCCGCAGCGGCAACCAAGCAUGCUUUGGUUGUGCGUGAUAUUUAUUUAGCUGUACCUGAUUUAAGACGUGAUCGCGCCGCCUCUGUGGAUUCCUGCUUUUCCAAAGUCUCCUCGGGCAAUAAAACGGAAGAAUUGCAGCCGAGUGAUGGCUGCUUCCUGACGGUGCCCAAUAUCAAUGCAACACGUUCGCGUUCAGUGGACAUUGUCCUGCCGACAGAUGAGCAGGCCCGCUACAAGGCUUUGGCCAUGGCCGGCACCUCGGGCAUCUAUGGCGAUGGGUAUGUACACAAUAACAUUGCAUUUAUAAUAUGCGCAGAUAUUUGUAGCUUAAAAGAAAAAUUCAUAUUAAAUCGAGGCGGUAACUCGAUUUCGAAUGGAAUAGGAUAA
Stomoxys calcitrans (stable fly) is the source of this 1772-nucleotide messenger RNA. RefSeq names its product eye-specific diacylglycerol kinase. Lineage: Eukaryota; Metazoa; Arthropoda; Insecta; Diptera; Muscidae. The transcript is spliced from 3 exons. The record is from RefSeq and is a predicted model, not a curated record. Bases 9 to 1772 code for a protein of 587 amino acids.